Messenger RNA from Nilaparvata lugens (brown planthopper), 4227 nucleotides. RefSeq lists its product as uncharacterized. NCBI's taxonomy places the organism in Eukaryota, Metazoa, Arthropoda, Insecta, Hemiptera, Delphacidae. The transcript has 4 exons. The record is from RefSeq and is a predicted model, not a curated record. The coding region runs from base 243 to 845 and encodes 200 amino acids.
GCAAUCAUCAGACUGCUUUCGACAGCAAGCGCGGUCAUGAGCGGUUUUCCCCGUCCUUGCCAUGCAGAGCACGAUCCACCAAUCAAGUUGAGCAGGAAAUUGAAUUUCACCGGUUGCUUGCAAUAGUUUGUCUUCCAUCACCAGCUAAAUAUUCCCAGUAGUUGUUUAUUGCUCUCUUGAAUCUUAAUCUGUCGAGUGAUCCGUGAAUUAAUUGAUCUGUUCCUCUUGAGAAAUCAAUAAUUAUGUGGAUAUUCCGUCGGGCUAAACUUACAACCAGUGCUGCGUUCUUCAAUGUUAUCAACAAUAAUAGCAGCAGUGGUUCCAGCACUAGCAAUGCAGGUGCCAAAUAUGUGGCGAAAAAAUCGGGCUACAACAAAUUGGCCUGCUGCGAAGACACGGCUCCCGAUAACAGCAACGGCAAUGUGACGUCACAGGGCAACUCGGACGAGAACUCGCCUUCGCUCGCCAUGCGAACGGACGUCGACAACGACAACCGACACCACACCGACUCCAGUUCCGCGUCCGACUUCGACCUCGAAGAGGAGGAGGAGGACGAGGAUUUCUCCGACGAGUCUGAUUAUGAGGAGUCUCUCACCUGUAACGUCUGCGAUCGAUCCUUUUGUAGUCCACGGCAACUCUCGCAACACCAACAGAAGAAAAGACAUUUCGGAUGCGGAGCCUGUGACAGUCUAUUCCAGUCGUUGAUGGCACUCGAACACCACAAGGAGGAGUUCGAGCACUGGUCGGGAGACGACUGCGCACUCAACCCCAACGGACACACUGAUGAAGACGAGGAAUCGUCUUGUAGCGAAGAAACUUCCGAAGAAAUGGAGAGACUGCUAUGAAAACCUUUUUUGUCGAUCACAAUUUUUGUACACUUUGAAGUCCCCUCGAUCACCUCCUAGAAAGGAGGGCAAAAUAUUGAUAAGCUGGAAUGCUUUGAAGAUUAUAUUCCAUUCCAUUCAGGGCCAUAUGCACCAUCUCGGUUUAAACUCGGAAUGGAACAUGUUAUAUUAUAAAGGCGACCAUGUCUACUGAUUUGUAAUCAUGAAUGAGCGUUUAACCAGAGACAAAUAACAGAUGGAAAUUACUAAGAUAGACGAAAAUCCAAAUGAAUGCUGUAAUUCACCCCGAAGACCGUCUAUUAGAAUUUCCAUCUAGCUGUUUACCCUGUUGUCAAUAUUUGCAGUAGCAGAUGUCUUCAGGGUGAAUUGCAGCAUUUAUUUGGAUUUUCGUCCAAUUAUAAUAAUAAUUAGAGACAAAUAAAUUUAAUAUUAUAUUUACUUUAUGGUUCAACGUAGAUGAUGCAUAUGGGCCUCAGACAUUUUGUGCUGAUAAUGCAGCAGGCAACAUAUUAACGAAUGUAACCAAGAACUUCCAGUCCUUAAACUUUUAAGAUUAAGUAUUGUCAGUAUUAAUUAAUGUACGAGGAAAUCUUCCCACCAAUUAUUAAACUGUGAGAGAUUCAUUGUAAUACAAUGAAUCCACUCAUGAUUGUACUAAUGGGUGAGAGUAAUUUAAAAGACCCAACAAUUUUUGUACUCAAAAACUAUAUUUUCUUCCAAGAUCAUUAUUUUCAAUGAAUCAUAUUACCAUUUUCUUAGAGUUAUUUUCGAUUGUAGUAAACCAUUUCUUGAUCUCAACUGUGUAAUUGAUAGAAUAUUAUUGUAAGACUUUUGUUGUUUGUUGAAUAAUAUAUUGAAUGUAAUUGUAUGGAUAUUGUAAAUAGUGAUAAUUUUAGUAAUACUAAUUACCAUUGAAUGUAAUUGCCUGAACUCCGAUAUAGUUAUAGAUAUUCUAUGGAAUAUACUCGUUAUUUUUAUAAGAGAAAUGAAUAUUUCCACUAGUGGAAUCAAUAACCAAAUAGGGAUCAAAAGCAUUAUCUCUAUUUCUGUUCAAAUAUUGCACAUUUUUGCAGUUGAAACGUGUAGUUUGACUGGAGAGAUUCGAUUUCACAUUUCCCAAGGGAGAAAGAAGUUACUUAGGAACGUGAAUUGAUAGACUGGAUAAGAAUUUUGUGAGUGAUAAGAUUCGAUGAGAAGAAGAGUGUGAUCAAGCUUGACAGUCUACGAAGUGUAUUUCAAUGACUGGAUGACUGUCAGUCAUAAUAUUAUCUUUAAGACAAUCGUGAGGUAUUUAUCCUGACUCUAUAGGAAUUUCAUUCAUCAUAACUUAUUCCAUUCAAUGUCCAUUGAUAUCUUCUUAUCUUUUAAUUCCUCCUUCAUGAAUUUAUGUCAUACUGGUUUCCUACUAUGCCACAAGGUCCCAUAAGUUAUGAAGAGGAGCAUCAAGAAGAGAAUUCAACAUGUUUUCAUGCAAUAAGAUGCAGAGACCCACGUUUUAUAGCCUGGGAAUAUGUUUUCUGUGGUAUGAUAAGAGUGGCAGCUCCCCUUCGAGAGAUUGUAGUCGUAUAUAAUUUUCAAUUUCGAUGUUUGUCAAUUAUUCGUGGAAAUGAAUAAUGGAAUCUUGAUUUUUUUUGUAAAGUUUUAUUGCUCGCAAUAGGUUUGAAACUCUAACUUCAGAUAAAAAAAUGAUACAGUGUUAUAUUGACAAAGUCAAGUUUCCAAUGAAAUGAUAGUUGAUUGAUGAAGAAAUUAUGGUUUGAUAAAUGAUAAUGAUAAUGAAUUGGUCAUCGAAUGAUAAUAAAAUGAUAAUGGAAGUCAGUAGAGAAGCAAAUCCAUCACCCAAGGAAAGCUCCUCUCGAUAUCCAGCUAGAGUUGGGAACAGUUGAAGAGUAGAUUGAGAAUAAUUUACCUCAUUCACUUAUGAAAAACACAAAUACAAACUGUCAAAUGUAAGUGAUUUAUAUUUGUGUUUUUCAACCACUCUUAAGUGGUUCUGUGUUUUUCAUUAUGGGAAAUACCACAAUAUCACACAAAACACAACUGUCAUUCACUUAUAGUUUAACAGAUUGGGAAAACGAAGAAUAGAAAGAAUUUUAAUGUAGAAUUUUUCUGCCAAUAAAUUUAUGUAUCUCUGCAAAAAUUGCUGCAGAAUCGUUGAAAGUCCACAAUUAUAUCACUAACUGGAAUCGUUUGUGCAGUAUGUCCUUAUGGAAUCGUUAUAUCUGUAUGGAAUCAUAUUUUCCUAAUAUGCUGCAGUGAUUCUCUCAAAUCUUUGAUCUUUCCACAAUGAAAAUAAUAUUACAUGAGGAAAUUAUCAAGCUACAACUUUGUGUCAAAAGCGUCAAAAUGAAAUAGAACGUCACCAAGGACAUCAGAAAGCCACAUUAGUUAUUGGUUAAUGGAGGAGAUUGAUGAAAAGUACUUUUUUGAGAGAGUAGAAAAUUUAGAUGUAGUGAUGGGGAAAUAUUAUUCAUGUACUAUAUUACUGUUGAAAGGAUAAAAACCAAUUCCAUUAUCUUCGACAAACUUUGUUAUCUCAAAUCAUUGCAAACCAGUCUAUGCAGGACAGAUUGUAUUCCAUCAAAAUAUUACGAUAUUGUGAUGGAAUUUAAUCUCUCCUGAAUAUUUGUAGUACUAGAAUCAAUACAAUUCUCCUGGAUCUCAAUUUACCUUGGAACUGGACAUUACAUUAGCAUUGGAAAUUGGAUUAGUUACCUGAAUAACCUGGUGAAGCAAUAAAUGUCCAUUACAACAUUAUUUGUUCGAAAUGACUCGUGAACCCAUUAGCGGUAAUGACUCGACCAUAUUUGAUUUCCACUCUUGAGUCUCCGACCCGUUGUUUUUGUUGGACAAAAUGCAAAUUUCGCUGCAAAAAUGAAGCAUUUUUCCAGAUUAUACACCGAUUGAAUUGAGAAUCCAUCAGAAUCAACCCAUUAAAUUUUCCUAUUCAUGAAUUCCUUACUUGAUUGAUUGAAAAGAUGGAGAUUGAAUAAUCAAUUAUUCAAUUUCAAAAUGAACAUUCUAAAAAUUAACAGAUUCAUUAACUACAACAAUGCAUUGUGAAAUCAAUAUUAUUAUUUGCUCUAGUUGAAAACGUUUAUUCACAAGGAACUCACUCAAAACUUCUGUUGAUGCCGGUUGAAGGUUCAAUAUUUGAUAUUAUUGAAGUGAAUCAGUGAUCUCCCUGGAACUGGAUAGCCUAGAUAGUUUCGAAAUUUAUGGAUAUGAAGAACAUAAAGCUGUGACUUGAAUGUAACUGUUUGCAACUAUUGAAGUAAUUGCAAUAUGUAAUAAUUAUUCUGUAAAUACUUGUUUGUACAAUGUUGAUUUUUCGAUGUUACCGUUUAUUUUGACCCGGUGUUAAUAAAAUACUUUUCCAAUA